CUCAACCUUUGAGAUAUUCCUCUCUCCCGAAUAGUCAAAAACCAACAGAAAUAAUUUUGAGUUUUCUCAUCUCUACUCUGGAAAUGUCCAAGUCCAGCGACUCAAGCAGAUCUUUGAUCCCGAGCUUUCUCUACUCGUCCGAUCAUCAUCGUCUGUUUCAGUCGUCGGAGGAGCCAGCUACGACCAUGACGACUCAUCUCAAAUCACGGCCGCUGGUUUCUCCGACUUCUUCAGUCUCAUCAUCUAACGGUACCGCCAGUUUCGCCAUCGCGACGCCGAGCGAGAAAGUAGAAAUGUACUCGCCAGCGUAUUUCGCGGCGUGUACGGUGGCCGGGAUGUUAUGCUGCGGUAUCACGCACACGGCGAUUACGCCACUUGAUGUCAUCAAAUGCAACAUGCAGAUUGAUCCAUUGAAGUACAAGAACAUAACUUCUGCUUUCAAGACAACCAUCAAAGAGCAAGGGCUCAAGGGUUUCACAAGAGGCUGGUCACCGACGCUUCUCGGGUACAGUGCACAGGGAGCUUUUAAAUACGGUCUCUAUGAGUACUCCAAGAAGUACUACUCAGAUAUUGUUGGCCCAGAAUACGCAGCUAAGUACAAGACCUUGAUUUACCUAGCUGGCUCGGCCUCUGCGGAAAUCGUUGCUGAUGUGGCUCUCUGUCCAAUGGAAGCGGUCAAAGUCAGGGCAACUCAGCCUGGUUUCGCCCGCGGUUUAUCUGAUGGUUUACCAAAGAUCAUCAGAUCCGAAGGCCUUCGAGGGUUGCACAAAGGACUUGUUCCUCUCUGGGGACGCCAGAUUCCAUAUACGAUGAUGAAAUUUGCUACUUUUGAAAACACUGUGGAGCUCAUAUACAAGAAAGUGAUGCCUACACCAAAAGAGGAGUGCUCGAAGCCAGUUCAGCUUGGGGUUAGCUUUGCAGGUGGAUACAUUGCUGGAAUUUUCUGCGCCGCCAUCUCGCAUCCUGCAGAUAACUUAGUAUCUUUCCUCAACAACUCUAAAGGAGCAACCGUUGCUGAUGCAGUAAAGAAGCUAGGGUUAUGGGGUAUGUUUACACGUGGCCUUCCUCUUCGCAUUUUCAUGAUAGGAACACUCACUGGCGCGCAGUGGGUUAUCUAUGAUGCUGUCAAAGUUUUAGCUGGAUUGCCAACCACUGGUGGUGCUUCUCCAGCAGCUACUGCGCUUGCUCCAUCUGUAAGUGCAUAAAAUUACAAGGAAAUUCCUCGCUUAGCAGCCCCGGCUCAUACCUACGGCGAGAGGGGCAAUGGCCAGGGGACAAAAUAUUUUUUUGCAAAAAACAUUAAGGAAAUGGGGACCAGAAAAAAAGAAAAAAAAAAAUUAUGUUGAUAAGGGUCCUAAAAAAUUGUAUGCCUAGGGACGAAAUUUUUUUUAAGACGGGGCUGUCGCUUAGCCGUCACAUUAGAGCAAUAAAAGGGAAACAGAGAACUCCCAAUUAUUUUUCUUAUUUUGUUUCUAUCUUGUAAUAGUACAAAAAUGGUAUUUGCUAGCUACAUCUAUACUCUUACCUAUUAUGUUUCUACA
Camelina sativa (false flax) is the source of this 1541-nucleotide messenger RNA. RefSeq names its product mitochondrial phosphate carrier protein 2, mitochondrial. Gene Ontology annotation, cellular component: mitochondrial inner membrane. The record is from RefSeq and is a predicted model, not a curated record. NCBI's taxonomy places the organism in Eukaryota, Viridiplantae, Streptophyta, Magnoliopsida, Brassicales, Brassicaceae. Gene Ontology annotation, molecular function: phosphate transmembrane transporter activity. Gene Ontology annotation, biological process: mitochondrial phosphate ion transmembrane transport.